GGGCGGGGGGGGGGAGGGGGGUGGCCGAGGUGUGUAUUCAGAGACCAACAACAGGGACCCUCAAUGUCUCACACCCCUGUGCACGUGGCGUUCGUCUAUCUGAGUCUCCGAAGUGGCCACAAGGGACCCAAGAAGGUUCAAGCAACGCAGGGAGAGGGGAGGCAAGUGGUGGGAACACCCAUCUCGCCAGACUUCCCAGAGUAGAUAUAUGACCCUCGCCCCAUUCGCACCACUUUCCGGACUGAGAGAGGUUCGCCAUCACUGAUCAAACGAAAUCUACGGACAACCGACUACUUCUUACACAGUCCUGCCCGUUCUGGACGAAAAUUCCACUUCCACUCUCAGGACGUCCGGUUUCAUCGACACUUGCACCAUAUCACCUCAACACUUAUAUACGACUACCACCAAGAUCUCGGCAAUCAUGCUGUGUAUCCUCCCAGACGAGCUUCUGCUCAUCACAGGCGUCACUGGCCACGUUGGCUUCGCCGUUCUCACUCACGCCCUGAAGGCAGGCCACACAGUCCGCUGCGCCGUCCGCUCAGAGGCAAAGGCUGCCUUCAUCCGCUCCCGACCCCAGAUCCGCGCACUUAACCUACCCCGCGCGAGACUCAACUUCACCAUCGUGCCAGAUAUCACCACCGAUGGUGCCUACGACGAUGCCAUCCGCGGCGUCUCCGCAGUCAUUCACGUUGCUUCACCACUUGCGACUGCCGACUCAGUACCUCGCGAUCUACACCAGGAGUACUUUAUCCAGCCCGCCGUCCGCGGCACCCUCGGUAUGCUUGAGGCCGCCAAGCGUGCGGGCACUGUUCGCAGGGUCGUUAUUACCAGUUCAGUUGUUGCCCUCACUUCAGUAGACCAUCUCGAGGGUCGCGAGCGCAAGGAGGCUGUCCAGCCCACGGAGAGGACCGGCUUCAAGCCUGAGCCGUAUGAGAGCGAGUUCGCCGCCUACGCUGCCUCCAAGGUGGCCGCUCUCAAGGGCGCCGAGGCAUGGAUUGCGAGAGAGAAGCCCCGCUUCGAGGUCAUUCACCUGCACCCGUCCUUCGUCAUCGGCCGCAACGAUAUCGCGACCACGGCGAGCGAGGCGAUGAAGGGUACCAACGCCGUCAUCCUCGCUACCCUCCGUGGCAAGAAGAUGGGCUGCAGCUACCCCGGCGCAACGGUCCACGUCGACGACGUCGCGCGCGCACACGUCCAGGCUCUUCUGCCCACUGUCCCGGGUAACAAGAGCUAUAUCCUCAGCACCAAGUCCCGCUGGAACGACGCGAAGCUCAUUGCCAAGCGUAGUUUCCCAGAGGCCGUCGAGAGAAAGCUGAUUGUCAGCAGCGGCUCGGUGGGCACGGUCAACAUUGACUUUGACGCCUCUGCUUCGGAGGAGGUGUUUGGCUUGAAGCUGCAGGGUUUUGAGGAGCAAGUGCGCAGUGUUGUUGGGCACUUUGUCGAGCUGAGAUUGAGACGCCCUGCGCUCCCGACGGUCUCUUCGUCCUCAAUGGCGGUAAACCAGCAUCUGAGGCCUGAGAUUGUGGCCGCAUAGAGAUUUUUACGGCCUGCUUGACGACUUUUACGAGCAUUUCUUCUCUUUCUACUUUCUACGUUGGACAUUGGACAGGUCAGCAGACUGCAUGGGGUUACAAGACAUUUCACACUGGGGACGGCGGCCGACUGUAUCAGCCAGUCAAGGCGCAUUGGAUUGGAGACCACAUUGUCAUCAUUCAUGGGAGCGUGAGACUAGGGAAAAGGCAGCAUUCGAUUCACAACGGGAUACCCCGCGGACUAGCAUCCGCACCAUUUACCUUUAGUGUAUAUACUUUUGGAUUUCUCGAAAUCCACAAUCCGAAACUUUUAGAAGCCAUCCAUCAUC
This is a messenger RNA of Colletotrichum acutatum, 1861 nucleotides long. Its product is annotated as NAD dependent epimerase/dehydratase. The transcript has a single exon. NCBI's taxonomy places the organism in Eukaryota, Fungi, Ascomycota, Sordariomycetes, Glomerellales, Glomerellaceae. The record is from RefSeq and is a predicted model, not a curated record. Gene Ontology annotation, molecular function: oxidoreductase activity, acting on the CH-OH group of donors, NAD or NADP as acceptor. The coding region runs from base 422 to 1534 and encodes 370 amino acids.